This is a messenger RNA of Nothoprocta perdicaria, 3862 nucleotides long. RefSeq lists its product as uncharacterized. Gene Ontology annotation, molecular function: ATP binding; actin filament binding; microfilament motor activity. NCBI's taxonomy places the organism in Eukaryota, Metazoa, Chordata, Aves, Tinamiformes, Tinamidae. Gene Ontology annotation, cellular component: actin cytoskeleton; cytoplasm; myosin complex. Bases 179 to 3862 code for a protein of 1227 amino acids. The record is from RefSeq and is a predicted model, not a curated record. Gene Ontology annotation, biological process: vesicle transport along actin filament; actin filament organization. The transcript has 8 exons.
UGUGACUUUUGUUUAUGUUCAGGCCUGAUUUGGCUGAGGGAGAAGUGGACAAGAGGCUUCAAGCUAGUGUUGCCCAUGUAGGUCCGGUUGUGAUUCUGGGUACCUUCCAAAUGGAGUUAAUGAAACUUUCCAUAGCUGAACCAAGAUUAGUGCUCACAUUCUUCUGAAUGCUGGAGAAAUGGCUGCUUCCCGAGCCAAGACUCGUCACAAAAAGUUUGGAAGAGAGAAAGUGCUGAACUGUGAGGAAAAGGCAAACUCUCUUGGGGACUCAAAGGCCCCUUUGGGGAGACCAUGGGAAGAAAAGAGUAAAGGCCAGUUGAUGGGCAAAGAGACAUUGCCUGAACAAGAGGGAACUCUUGACCAGGACACUUUAAAAAGCCGGAGCCUGGUGAGGCCRAAGGGAGGCCAAGAAAGAGGCCACAAGAAGUUUCUGCGGGACGAGAGAGCCUCCAAGAGCAGUGAUCAAAGAGAAUCUGGUUUUAGGAGAAAACGUGGAGAGCAAUUAGGGUACAAAGUGAAGAAAAGAGGAAAGGCCUCCAGACGACGGGAUCUGACAUCAGGACAAGAAAGCGACAGCAGUGCUGGAAAGGAGGGAAGGGCCACUGUAGAGAGCAAGGAAGAGAAUUUUAAAAGGAAACAUGGGAGGCAUCCUGUGGGUGAAGAAGUCCCCGAGUCAGCRUCUGUAAAGUCCUUGUCCAUGCAAAGUGUGGAAGGCCCUUUCCAGACACGUGCCUUGCCCCAGGAGGCACGUGAGGCCAGGCCUGGGGAAAGACGUGGCAGAAACAGUGGCUCCAAGGAAGCUUCUGCACGGAAGUCAAGGCCUCGGUUCCAAGGUAGUGCAGCCCUAAGCAAAGGUGAGAGACGUGGAGGAAAGGGAAGUGGAGAACAUACCAGGAUUCAUGCCACUGAAAGGGCAGGAGACAAGAUCUUGGAAAGUGCAGAAGAAAAGAUCCUGGAAACUUCAUCUGAGUCCAGCCAUGAAGCCCAUUGGACCAAUAAAAGCAGUGAAAGAAAGACUGGAACUGACAGCACUGGAAGCAGUGAAGAGGAGAGAAGAUCUUUGGAGGAAGAUGGCCACCAUGAGAAAGAAGCCAUGCUAGAAGGGCUUCCUGUAGUCCAAGGAAAAGGUUGUGAGAAGCUGCUCCAUGAGAGCAGUGAAGCAGCUAGUGAAACCGAAAGGGUGCAGGUGGCCGGGGAUGGAAGGGAGGAAUGUGAGGAUGAAGGAUUGGCMGGGUUAAAGGUAGAGGAGAAACUGAAGAAGCAAGAUGACACACCAACACAAAGAAAACCUAUUCUAGCUGAGAGCGGUGAGGAAGAUGAUGAUACAGUUGUUGCAGGGUUCCAAUUCAAAAGAGCUAACAACAGAGAAAAAGACAAUAAUGAAGAAGUCAAGGAAAAUACAUUAGAGAAGGACAAUGGUCAAGACAUGUUGAAAGAUGAACAUGAUCCUUCUAACAGCAGUGGGGAGAACAGCACUGAAGUGAGCACUGACAAAAGAAAAGGAGCAAGAAGUAACCUGCUGUCUAGGGGUGUGAAAGCAAAACGCACUGACCUUACCAAAGUCCUUCAGGGAAGUGAAGAAGAGGAGAAGGUGGGUGAUGAAGGCAGCACACUGGAAGAUAGCCCUUUCCUGUGUGAGCAACAAGUGGUGUGGAAAGAGCAACCCAGGAGCUCYGAUGCUCCAGAACAAAGUAAAGUGGAGGGACACAUAUGGACAGACAGGUCCUCUUUCGGUUGUAGCAAGCAGAGGUUAGCAGUGAUGAUGGUUACAAACAAAUGCUUGUCUUCAUCCCAAGUUCUUUUCAAUAUGAAGAGCAAAACUAAAGCUGCUGAGAUGAACUCAUUAACAACAUGUAAAACAAAUUCUGUCCAGAUGGCUUUGGAAACCAACCCUCACCCAAAACGAGAAGAAAGCAUCUGUUCAAAACCUGCCAUGCUAGAAACUGUCAAUAUAUAUAAGGAGCCUGAAAUAGCUCAGAGUUUGUCACAGAAAAGAUCAAAUCUUUCAAGUAUUUCAAACUGCACCUCUGUUACAAAAAAAGCAUCUGAUAAUCAGCUUCCUUGCAAGAGGAAGAAAGUUAAAGUUGUUGGGAAGGUUAAACUGGGUUUAGGCCAGAAUCUAGAGACAGAAAAAGAGGAAGCAGAGGACAAAGUGAUUGCAGAUGCACCUUCUGAAAAAGACAAUGUGCAGGGUGGGAAAGGAUCCAAGCAUUCCCACACCCUUUCUACUUUCAAAAGAGUCACCAGCUGGCUCAGUCAAAAACCUGCCAAGAAAAGAAGCCUGAAAGCUCGGCUUAUGAGYGUGGCCCGUGCGAUUGGUGUCUCGAGAUGGCUUCUGAAGAAAUUUGGGAAAAGGAAGAAGAGCAGCAAGCCAUGUGGAUCCAGAAGGAGACUGGAAAUCAGGAUUGUAAGCUCUUCUGGKUUGGGUGGUAGGCCUGGCAAAAGCUGCCCUGGUGCAGUGGGACAGCUGGGGGUGAAGGAGCUGAUUGACCAAGAAUCUUCUUGGCCAUUAGUAGAAGGGAAAGGUGGUGCUGAGAUGACAGAGGACCUGAGACAUCUGGAUUUCCAUUCUAAAGGUUCCCCUCUUCAUGCAACCACCUCCUUCCCAUACUUCCUUAGCUUGGAUGAUGAGGAGGAAGGGAACGAUGCUGCUGAUGCCAGGUUUGCUGUAGUGUUCCCUAGAGUGCACAGCAUUGUUCAGACAGAGCCUUCCUUAUCUGGGUGCUCUGGGAGUGGUUAUUCCUUGGAGAAAGGGAGAGCUCGAUUGGGCAAAAAAUCUGUGGCACCUGUGCAACAGGAUUGCAGGUUCAAUUGUGACAUUCCCGGAUCUUUGAUGGAUAAAASCCUCCAGAGAAACAGCCAGCAAUAUUCUUGCAGUGGUGAAAUAUUUGCAUCAAUGGCAGGCAGUGCAAGAGAGGUGGAAUCCACUGCAAGGCAGUACAGAGUGAUGAGACUAAUGAGCUCCUCGCCUCGGCAGAUCAGGACUCCUGAGGGAGCUCCCACAUCCCGGUUCUUCACUGCUGGCCGAGACUUGUGGUCUCACCGCAAAGACACUAAACUCUCCCUUUCUCCAGAAGCAUCUGGAAAUUACUGCUGUGCUCUGGGCUUCCUUCCACAGCCAGAGGAGGAUUUGAAGUAUGUGACAGAUUAUUCCCGUGAAGUAGAUAUCAAAGAAAACCCCAGAGUCCUUCAGAUCGCACAGUCAAAAGCCACAUCUUGUGUUCACUGGUCUCAGCAGCAGGCUCGGGGCUAUGAUCCUGCAGCGUGGCUGACCUCUGAAUUGCUGCUCCCACGGCUCACUAUUGAGAACCUGAGCAAAUGGACCAUUUACAGAGACCCACAUUGGUCAAACAGUCAUGGGAUGAAGGACUUCAAGGAUCAGUGGGAAGCAGAAGAUAUUACUGAGGAUGUAUUGGACAUGGAUUUCGUGCGGAAACAGGUGUGCAUGAGUGAAGAGAGCAGCGUGGAAACUGAGGAAGUUGAAGAUCUAACUGGCCUGGAGGAGGUCUGUGAGCAUUCGGUUCUGCUGUGUCUGAAGAAGAGGUUCCACUGCAAUUUCAUUUAUACGUACAUUGGACCGAUACUGGUUUCUGUGAAUCCUUUUAAAGACCUCAAUAUCUUCUCUGAAGACGUGGCUAUCCAGUAUCAACAAGGGAGUCUCUCCAAAAAUUCCCCACAUGUCUUUGCUAUAGCAGAAAYGGCCUACACGUUAUCCCAGUCAUCAUCACAAGAACAAUGUGUCAUCAUCAGUGGGCACAGUGGAUCAGGUAAAACGGAGGCUGCCAAAGCAAUUGUGCUGUAUCUGGCCAUGCUGUACCAGAGAGCAGACAGCUGCAGGAWCACGCAGGUGAAGCUGCUGUGA